Molecule: messenger RNA, 639 nt
Organism: Bacillus rossius redtenbacheri
Lineage: Eukaryota; Metazoa; Arthropoda; Insecta; Phasmatodea; Bacillidae
Exons: 2
Coding region: 1-639 (212 amino acids)
Source: RefSeq, a predicted model, not a curated record
AUGGUAGGGCCACAAAAAUCCACAGGGACGACCUGCGCCUCGUUUCCACCGCCGAGGAUCCCUCUGAGGGUAGGGAGUGCCCAAGGGCCCCCACCCCAAGCGCACCAGCCUCACGUGCCACAUCACCAGUCGGCCAAUCACCCUACCAUUAACCCACCACCAUGGACACCACAUCACCAUCAUCACCACCCCAGUCACCAGCUCCAUCCUACGCCACCAGCCACGCCACCAGCCACACCACCACCCACCACCUCACCCGCCGACACGCAGGACUUGUGCCGGCCCACCAUCAUAGCUGACGCACCAUCACCGAUGUCACCAUUCGCAUCACCAGUCACACGCCCCACGUCACCGACCAUGUCACCUGUGAUGACUUUCUGCCAUCUUAGCCAAAGUGCGAGGAGCGAGCUAAGGAGACUUGGGCGUCUAAUUGACAGGUUGGACCCAGAUGGCGAAUGCUCCAGCAGGCCAACUACCAUGACCGCUCAGCCAUGCCCCGAGGGGGAAGGUGGUGACCAGACAGCCCCCGGAGUGGGAGGGGGAACAUUAGUGCCGAGGUACCACGACAGUCCACAAGAGUCCGCCAAAAUCCGGGGCACCUCAGAGAGUUCAUUUGGCGCCCACUACGACCACCAGUAG